AUGGCGGAUGCUCCUAACUACGCCGAAAUCGACAAGUCUGGCUAUGAAGAACUUCAUAGAGGUGAUGAGCUUAUCCCUGGUGAAGUAGAUCCUGACUGUGUGGAUGUACCAAGCGAUUGCUUUGGAAAUGGCUGGUGCGACAUUCGCAACGCAAAACUGACGGAGAGUGUUGACAUGCAGUUGGGAUAUUACCGAGCUUUCCCUCGUGCGUUUGAUCAUUCGCCUUCUGAUAUCCCCCCCAAUCACCCGCUCCGUGCUAUUGCGAAGAUGAUUGAUGAUUCUGAAGAAGGAUCGACAAUACGUGUCAAGUGUUAUCUCCUCACGGAUUUCUUUGCCAUUGAUCUGUUAUUCCACUACGGCCCCUACCGCGAGAUCCGUAUCAUUGUCGACGAUGCCCCGCGCGUUGUGGUUGAAGAAGCUGCUGCAAAAGAAGAAAGGGGCGAACGUGCCAAAAAGUAUACAGCCAACCAGAUCAAUAAGUUUAUGUACUUCUACCGCAGAGCAAACAGUUCUGUCCUAUUUCGGCACCUGGAAUUUCGAGUUGCUGACACUGACCAUCAGUCCAACCGGCACUGCUGCCCUCACGGUUUGUCUUCGAUGCACGAGAAAGUUGUCAUCACUUCGUCGCAUACUGCAUCUGGAAGCUACAAUCUUACAGGAUAUGCUCGAUGCAAAAACUGGGAAUCAAUCAAUGUAUUUCCCACUCAUGCCCAACAGAUCACGGACUUCGACACAGAAUGGGAGGCUCUUGCCUCCCGUGAAAUUUCUAUUGUGUAUCCAAAUACUUUUCCCGACGAUGUGCCUAAGAAAAGGUUCAAGGUCGCAUAG
This is a messenger RNA of Seminavis robusta, 828 nucleotides long. The record is from the annotation of a GenBank genome assembly. NCBI's taxonomy places the organism in Eukaryota, Bacillariophyta, Bacillariophyceae, Naviculales, Naviculaceae.